AUGGUUGCUUUCUCCAAGGCAUUCCUUUUGGCAUUUGCCAGCUACGCUUCUGCCCACCCCGGCGAGGCGCACGAUACCCAUCACAUGAAGCGCGAGAUCGUGGCCCGCGACAGCGCAGCCCGCGUCGGCGCUCGUGCCUUGAGCGCUUGCAGCAACUCUGCCAACGCUCUUCAGCUCAAGAGUCGCUCUAUCCAGCGGCGCGCCGAGACCGUUAAGAAACUGCGCCAGAAGCGCGGUAUCAAAGCUCCUGCCCGCAAGAACCGCCGAGACCUUGAGGAUCUCCAAGCCUGGGAAGCCAUCAACCAUAACCAGACUGGUGUCUACAACUAUGAUGCCUUCACACCUCUUGAGACCGUUUUUGACGCCAACACUAGCUGUAUACUGGCGCCCACCAUCACCAACGGUCCGUAUUACGUAGCUGGCGAGUAUUUCCGUUCCAACGUGAUCGAGACGGAGUACUGCGAGGGCAUCAACGUGUUCCUUGAGGUGCAGUACAUCGACAUCAACACCUGCGAGGCCAUUCCCAGCGUCGCCGUCGAUGUCUGGAAUUGCAACGCCACGGGCGUGUACUCUGGCGUCGAUUCCGCUGGCCAGGCCGGCCUGAAUACCACCUUUCUCCGUGGUAUACAGUUGACUGACCACGACGGUGUCGCAUCUUUCGAGACUAUCUUUCCCGGCCACUACUCCGGCCGCGCCAUCCACACUCAUUUGUUGGCCCACACAAACGCCACCCUGGAGCCCAACGGCACCAUCUCCAUCUGGGAUGCCCCCGUCGCCCACAUUGGGCAGCUGUUCUACCCAGAGGACCUGAUCGAGGAGGUCGAGGCCACCUAUCCAUACAACACCAACACGGUUGAGCGUACCACAAACGACGACGACAUGUGGUCUGUUCUCCAGGCCGACGCGUCCUUCGACCCCAUCCCCGAGUAUCUGUACCUCGGCGACGACAUCACGGACGGCCUGUUUGCGUGGAUCCAGAUCGGCGUCAACGGCUCCGCCGACUACUCCACCAACUCGUACUACGGCGUCGCCGCCUACCUCGGCGCCGACGGCGGCCACUCCACCGGAUACAGCGUCGGUGGUGGUGGUGGUGAUGGCGGCCAGGGCGGCCCCGGCGGCAACGGUACGUUCCCCAGCGGCGCUAGCAGCGGUAUUGUCCCCGUAUCUACCUCCACUUGA
This is a messenger RNA of Phaeoacremonium minimum UCRPA7, 1179 nucleotides long. RefSeq names its product putative gpi anchored protein. Lineage: Eukaryota; Fungi; Ascomycota; Sordariomycetes; Togniniales; Togniniaceae. The transcript is spliced from 3 exons. The record is from RefSeq and is a predicted model, not a curated record. The coding region runs from base 1 to 1179 and encodes 392 amino acids. Gene Ontology annotation, molecular function: oxidoreductase activity, acting on single donors with incorporation of molecular oxygen, incorporation of two atoms of oxygen; ferric iron binding.